Molecule: messenger RNA, 933 nt
Organism: Mya arenaria
Lineage: Eukaryota; Metazoa; Mollusca; Bivalvia; Myida; Myidae
Product: nucleoredoxin-like
Exons: 3
Coding region: 73-492 (139 amino acids)
Source: RefSeq, a predicted model, not a curated record
GGCCAGUACGUUUAUAAAGCGACCAGCGAGCGGUUGAACAUUGAUAAAGCAGACUUCGGUAAAAAGUACAUCAUGUCGGCUCUAGAUUUACUUAAGGGGAAUGUCCAAAACAAAAAUGGUGAUAUAGUGGAUUUAUCUUCCUACGAUCAUAUAGGUAUUUAUUUUUCUGCGCAUUGGUGUCCACCAUGCCGCGGAUUCACUCCUGAACUGGCUAAAUUUUACAACACGUGCGCAGAUGAAAAGUUCAUGAUCGUGUUCAUCAGUUCUGACAGAGACGAGGCCUCAUUUAAGGAGUAUUAUAACGAAAUGCCAUGGUCAGCACUGAAGUUUGAAGACAGAGACGCCAAGGCCAAACUGUCUGAGAUGUUUGGAGUCCAAGGCAUUCCCACUUUCAUCAUUCUGAAUGGCAACGGAGAUGUUGUGGAAAAGGGUGGCCGAGGGGUAGUCAUGAAUAAAAUAGGAAACGGGGACUUCAGUGCAAAGUCUUGGUAGAGCGAGGCUACACCUAAAUAAUUGAGAGCACUACAUUAAAUAUAUUUUGUAAAAUCAAUUGAUAUAGUAAACUUCAACGUUUGACUUGAAAGCAAACAAAAUCAUUUACUUUCCACUGUGAAUUAAUUUCUGCUUGUAUUUUUAAUUUAUCUUAAUUUCUGUCAUAUGUGGUGUCCUUAGGAUCCAGUGACACCGUUUGUGACGUACGUUUUGUGAUCAAACAUAACAUCCUACAGCAGCUUCUAGUUGCUACUUCGAGCGCACACAACUGAAUUUGUAUUGUAUUAUUAUUCUUAACUGAUCUUUUUGCUCAUUUAUAAGUAUUCACUUUUGCAAAAAAUAUUGUAAGAAAUAGAAAACUUGUGAGAACUUUAUCAUAUACUGGUGUAUUUAUAAAUGUUUAAUACGUCUUGGAGAAAAAUAAAAAAUACCUACAAAAUC